Molecule: messenger RNA, 545 nt
Organism: Salvelinus sp. IW2-2015
Lineage: Eukaryota; Metazoa; Chordata; Actinopteri; Salmoniformes; Salmonidae
Source: RefSeq, a predicted model, not a curated record
GUGGAGGAGUCGAUCAUGUGAUGCUGGAAGCAGCACUGAGGAUCUGUCCAUUACAGAUGGCGUGGGGAAUAUAGACGUGUCCGUCCACACAGCACUCUAUAAACUCCAUGUGUUCUCUGUCAACGGUCCCCGUCUUAUCACGUUUGAGCUGCUACACGUGCUGAACUUUGACUCUGUCAGGAGGAGAAUGAGCGUCAUUGUCAAGUCUAGUGCAGGGGAGUACCUGUUGUUCUGUAAGGGGGCUGACUCCUCCAUCUUCCCCAGGGUGGUGUCAGGGAAGGUGGGGCAGGUGAGGGCGCGGGUGGAGCAGAACGCUCUGGAGGGCUUGCGGACCCUGUGUGUGGCAUACAGAAGUCUCUCCCUAGCAGAAUACGAGGAGGCGUGUCAUCAGCUGAGCGACGCCAAGCUAGCCCUGCAGGACAGGGAGCAGCGACUGGCGCAGGCUUAUGACCUCAUCGAGAGGGACUUCACUCUGCUGGGGGCCACGGCUGUGGAGGACAGGUAGGAGAGCGGGACACAGGAGGCAGUAAGAGAGAGCAAGUCAC